CGUUGUAGCGAGCGGACGUCUUUUUUCGUUUGUCUUACCGUGUCGCCGCGGCGCUCUUCGGUUAUUGUGUUGCAGUUUAAUACCGUACAGGUAUGUGUUAUGUUGUUAUCUCGAAAGCGCGCUAUGGUACGUGUUAACAAUUUGGGUUUUGUCAUUUCGUAACAAGUGAAAGAAGAAAAAGAAGUUUCGUGUGGAAAAAUUGAUAAAACAAAUGAAAUCGGCGAAAUACCCAUUUUUCCUUCCGCCGGGUGGAUGCUCUGUUGUUGAAGUGAAAUUUGUUGUUUGUGGCUCGUGGCGGAGGUGGUGAUGCCGAUAGAACAUCGACCGUCUUAUGAACUAUAGUGCACUGUCGCUUUCUUUCGCCGCUGAGAGGAGGUGCACGCUUUUCACCCACCCCAUUUCCUGUUCACGACAACAGUUUUUGGUAGCUCUUUUUUCUUCUUUGCUGAGAAACAACCCACCCUACCCGCCGUGCAAGAGUGAGAGCACUCACGCCGCUUGUUCUUCCGGCUGAGCUACGUCACCAAACUUCUUGUGCUCUUCGCAGUACGUGUCGACAAAGUUAUGGAUGCGGUUCGCUAGUGCAUCAACACGGAAGGCCAAUCAGGAGUUCCGGCGUGCCGUGAAUAAGUGCAUCGUUUAGAGUGUGGAAAGCAAAAAAAAAGGAUUUCACUUAUCGAGAACACAAUCCGGCAGUGACCUGACUACCCAACGGAUCUUGGAGGGGUGAGUUGGUUUUGCCCAUCCACCAACGUUUUCACAACUACCAUAUGGUACGGUUCCGGAGCAAGUGUAUCGCGAUUUUUCUUUCGGGACACGGUUACUAUGGCGAAAUAAACCACCGAUUUAUUGUUUAUCGAGAAGUGUUUUCAGUGAGUGCCCCUGUGCCGAAGCACUGCUUUGGCUCUGCAAGGUGCUAAACGGAAAGGAAAAUAAAUUUAAAUAUUGACUCUGUCUGUUUUUCCCAUACUUUUUCACUCACCGUGAAACGUCGCCAGUUACAGUUGAGCUAUUAAAUUUUUUUUUCUCUGUCCCUGACUACCCGGGGCUUCAUAUGGGUGUUUUGUAAAUAAGGUUUGGAGAAGGAAAAAAAACCACCAAGUGCUGAGAAAAAUUAAGCGCUUUCCCCCGUUGUAGUUGUGCGAUUUGAUUGGUGUGUGGUGCCGUACCGCCGUUGUGCGCCACUUGCUCAAGCCACUAGCGGUGGCUGAAGUCAUCAACUGUCAAAGUGCCAUCAAAACACACAUCAGUAUGCUGUGAAUAGUGAAAAAAAAGCAAACGCAGCGAUGUCAGCAGGUGACAACUAACCGGUGGUAACUAACAAAAGGGAAAAAAGAAAACAGUCACACACGCAUACCAGCACUACUAGGGAACGUUUGGACGAGCCGACGUUUUUUUUCUGCUGCAACAAUUCAAGGAUACCAAGGACCCAUCGUCAAUCGUUCCAUCGCACACUGGGCGGCAGCAACGACCGCAUUCGAAAGGAUGAUCCAAACCAGGACAACAUGCGACCUUGUGUAACCAACGACCUACGGAUAGGAACAGUCGACGACGAGGCAAUCCGCUGACUCGAGUACCGUUGGGGGAGAGACCGUUCCAAUCGAUGAAAACGACGAGCCUGGGCGCAAUUUGACCUCGGACCUCACCCAGCGGACUGUUACUGAUACCGCAAUGGAACAUCAUGGCCUGUACACGGAUAUAUCGAACAGUUUCCCCAAUAACGGAGUGCUGCCGAGCACAAACGUGAAAUAUCACCAUCACCAUCUGCCGCAAAUCCCACCCCAGCCUCCACCACAGUCCGUCAACAACGUCAACGGACAGAUCGGUAAUUCGCCGGUUUAUCAAACCCAGCAGCAGCAGCAGACAGGAAACUACGGCCAGCAACAGCAGAAGGUACAAAGUCAACAUGUCGACUCAGACCCACUAGGUAGCGAUCUGUAUCAGGACGCUACCGGUCUGUUCGAUGCGACCACCAAUGAUCUAUGUAGUAACAGUAGUACAUUUAGUAACAAUAGUAACAACAGUAACGUUAACAACAGUAAGAGCAUCGAGUUUACGUCGCGAAAGUUUGAAACCAAUACAGGCGAUAGUAUAACGUAUAAUAUCAACAACAUCAACACGAACAUUGUUAAUAAUAUUAGCGGUAGCGGCUUAGCGACGAACGGUGUUCAGGGAAUCAAUCCAGGCCCGGCGGCUAUCACCGGUGGUCCAACGACGGACUUCCUCGGGAAUACGCAGUUCGUGACCCCCGGCGGUGGUAACGCACAGAUCUCGUUCAGCAAAGAAAGUGAUACGAAUCCAACGAUCAUUAACAUUAGCAAUAACAAUCAUAAUAUUAUGGCACCACCCUAUCCGUAUCCGUACCAAACAAAGAUCUCCGGAAUGGGUGCGUUAAACGAGUUGAACACAAAGUUCGGAGUCAACCACGGUUGGGCAGCGGGGGCCGCAGCUCACUCCACUGGAGGAGGAGGAGAUUUCGGUCAUGAAAACACUAUCAUCAGUAACUUUGAAGCAAAGAACCCCAACAAAUAUCACACGAAUCGUGCCAGCUAUCGAUACCAGCAGGACUACGUUCAGCCUCCUAGCCAACAGCCCCCCCAACCUGCUACACACUAUCAGCAUAACUACGGUUUGUACCACCCGGACGGAGCACAGGCUACUGCGAUUCCUCAACCAAAUGGUCACCAUGGUUACGAACCGUACCCGCACAUUGUUCGCGGAAAGUAUUCCUCGCUAGACGAAUCAAGUCGCUACGUAGGUCGUAGCCACCAGCAUCAUUCCACGAGUCACUCGCAGGCUCACCAUCACGAUCUCGUCUACAGCGAUCGAUCUCGAUAUGCGAACAAUUUUGCCGGGGGUUAUGUGCCGCAAACGGCCGCUUACUAUCCGACCGCUCAGCCAACCAACAAAAACAUCCUGAAUCCCAACGUGGAGUACUUCAACAGUGGCUAUAUCAAACAGAUGCAAUCGCUGGGACAUCACGCCUCGAAUCCGUAUGUGUCUACGCGGCCAACUUAUCCCCAUCAUCACCAAGGUUCCGGUUUGCACGGCUACCAUCAGCCAAACUAUCAUUUGAGCCACCAACCUACCUACGAUGAUCCGUACCAUCAUCGAACCCGAGUUCCUACGAUGCCACACAUCAUGAAUGAUCCUCACACACAGCAACCGUUCACAACCUAUCCGAACCACGUCGGUAGUCACGGUUAUCCACCACCACCAACGAGUCACAAGCUAACAUUCAACAAAACAACCAACGAUUUCUACACCCCAAACAUCCAUCCCAAUCCCUACGGGAACCACAUGGCACACCAAACGGCCCAUACGAACGUUCAUCACACGCCUCACUACAGCAUCAAGUACACUUCGCAAACUCUAGUCCCUCCGCACAGCCAACCGAAACCGAUCUCCAAUUCUGUCCAGGUCUCUAUCCAACAUCCACAACAACAACAGCAACAACAACCAUCAGUGCAAAAAUCCUCCACCAGUUGUUACUACGAUACACCGAAUCCGAUCAUUGAUAUGAACCACCCGCUGGUCGAUCUGGAAGAACAGAUCAACAGUGUGAAGAUCCUGAAAACCAACCGGGACGGGGUGGUGGGUUUCGAGAACAGUCACGCGCUCAACUAUGACUGUCAGCAGAAGUACCUUAUGAACCACUAUCUGCACACGAAGCCCACUCCGGGUUCCGGCGGUUACAUCUCGAACCAUCCCACCAAUCCUACCAACUUCGGGUACACUACCAUGGAACAGUUGGGACUUGGUCCGCGUAGUUUUGCGUUGGACGAAAACCUGAAAGACAAAAAUCUUCGCGAUUAUCUGAGCAGUUGGAAUGAAACCGAAGAGGAAGAUACCAGUGGAAUCGCCACGGCCGCCAUUGCCGGCGGUGAAUCUAAGGAAACCAACAAUAACCACCCAGCCCACCAGAACUUUGAAUCCUGUAAAUAUCUGGAGGAAGCCCUCGAACAGCAGCUUCCUCCCCUGCACAGCGGUGUGAUCGUUGCAAACGUGCAGAACAACGGAGGACCCCUGCCGGAUAUUCUGGUUGAUCUCGAUAAGACCAAAGAAGAACCUAAGACUGGACCCGGUACGACCGAGGUCGGCGAAAAGCUGUACAUCCUGGAGAAGUACGAUGUGCCACACUCGGAGCUGAACAAGUACAAACAUCUGAAUGUCAUCAACGAGCUGCCGAAGAACGUGGUUCCCAUUCACGACAGUGCAGACUCGUUGAAGUUUUUGGAGGAGAUAGAAUCCAACCGGGAUAAGUACUACCAAAUCGAGCUGGAAUCGGAGGUAGUGUACGAAGAAAGGAAAAAAGACGAAGAAAAGAAGGUUGCUCAAAGUGCCGCUCCGAAGGGUUCGGUAGAUGUGAAGCAAAAGGAAACCGACCCGGAACCGAUUGUGAUCAAAAAAGACGAAGUCAAGAAGUCUGUGAUAGAAGCAGUCAAAGAGAAGGGCCCGAAAGUGCCAGAAACAAGGGAAGAGGAAGCAUUCAAGGUGCCUCGGUACAUGCCGAAAUAUCGCAAACGAAGACACUUCUAUCACGAUUAUCCGCGGUUUCCGAAGAAAGCCCGACGAUCGAGCAUCGAAGACUUUUUGCAUAUGGAUAUUCCGAAACCGAAGCCGGUGGCCGUGCGGAAGAAUCCGAAAAAGCUCCUAACCCUUUGUGUGGCCACGUUGAAUUCACGAGUUUUUCGACGAUACGCAAAGGAUGACAUCGCGAGGCGGAAGGAAGCAGCCGCUUUGCAGGAAGCAGCCGCUUUGAAGGAAGCAGCCGCUUUGAAGGAAGUAGCCUCUUUAAAGGAAGCAGCCGCUUUGGAGGAAGCAGAAUCUACGCGUAGAUCGGAAAAUUGUGAACUGGAUGCAAUGAGCAGCGAAAAACUAUCGGAAGAUAUCGUUGAGAAACGAAUUGAAAUCUCUGAACCGGUCGAGCGAUUGAAGCCUACUCCCCCGGAACCAUCAUCGCAACAAGACUCCGAGGAAUCGGAAGAGGUUGAUGAAAAUGAAACGGAUGACCGUACGAUUACCGAAACGAUCAAGUCACCGGAACCCACAGAAAGUCCCGUCGAUGAACACAGCGACACAACGAUCGCGGUUGGAAGUGAUAUAACCGUAAACCUAAUUCGUACAGAAAAAACGCCAUCUCCGGCUUCGGUCACUGAAGAAGACCCUCUAGCGGAAACAUCACAAACUUUGGCGUGCGUCGUUACCGAAUCAAUAGACCUCACCGAAUCGGAUGUCGAUGAUGAUGAUGUUUUUGAACAACAACAACCACAACAAUGCGCUUCAGGAAACAACAGAGUAUCCGUGAUCGUCGACGAUUCGAGGGCAUCAAGCAGUUCAUCUUCCGACGAUAGUUCGUCGGAUAGUUCGUCGGACAGUUCCUCGGAUGAGGAUACCGUUGAAGACGUUGAAGCUGAACCGUCGGAAGCUAAGCCCCAACCACAGCAAGUUGCCGUCAUCCGGAAACUGGAAUCGGUCCAAUGUUGUGAACAACCGGAAUCUACCGUAAUAUUCAACGUAGCAACACUACGGGAUAUUGCAACCGAUGCAUUCGAACGGUACCAUUCAGUGUACGAGUGCCGGCGUGUUCCAGCUCUCCAGAAGCUCUGCUAUGACUUUCUACUGGAGAGAAAUCUACUCCCGCAGCCCCAGUCCCUUCAAAGCCUGUGUGAAACAUUUAUCUGCAACAAUCGGCAGCUAUUCAUUAUCGAAGAGGUCCGGCACCAACCGGAACGACUGCAGGACAUGUGUCAAAGGGUUGUGAACGAAACCAAUAUCAUUAUCGACGUAAACAAUUUCUGUAUUUACGGAGACGAUAUUCUGUCCCAACAGGAGAAGCAAGGGGAAGGUCGAGUGUUUAUAGUGGAAGAAGGUCAUGGAACGAUUGCCGAUUUGCUGAGAGACAGCGAGGAAAUGGAUUCGGAGAUGGCAAUGAUUCCGGACGAGGUUAGUGAGGAACACGAAAUAUUCCUAGGAACGGGCACUGACGGUGAAUGCAUACAGGUCGUCAUGGAGAGCCAAUCGCUCUCGGAUAGCGAGAAUGAAAUCUACAAAAAAGUGGAACAGGAAAUCGAAAAAAUGAUGACUACCAGUUCCGACGAGGAGGAAGAGGGAAAGUCGAAGAAUGAAUUCUACUCGUUCGUUGAAGAAGAUGACUGUAUUCAGUACGAGGAAGUGAUUCCCGUGAACAAAGAAGCUCACCGCAGGGACAGUUUGAUCCGAAAUUUACAGGAAAAGUAUAUCGUAACCCGAGGGAUGCUGCAAACUUGCAGGCUGAAACUGUUGCGAAAAUAUUUGUGUUACCAGCGAUACAUCAGAACGAAAGACCAAAGAGUACUGUCAAAACGACGAUUCUUCAGCAAACGAUUGGUUUGCAUGCAGAAAAAGAUAGCUGCAAUCCGCCGGCAAACAGAGGUACUCGAGGACAGCGACAGUAACAGUUGCUCGGCGUCGAGUGUCAGCAGUUCCAGUAGCAGUAGCGGUACUAGCAAUUCUUCAAGUUCCUCCAGUGCAAGAAGUUCAGUGACGGAAGAGCGGGUAACGGAAACCGAGCUGAUGGAGCGAUCAAGCGAAAGUCUGUCGGAAGAUACGUCCAGUCAUUCGGGAAGUUUCACAACCGGACGACUUCUGGAGACUAACAACAAUCAACCGGAGGCCACAGAUCUUGGUAACAAACCGACCACCGUAGAAUCUCAACAGCUUACCAAAGAGGAGGACAGCAAUAGUAGUAGCUCGGAGAGCAGAACACGGAGCCGUGCCCGUCGGGUGCAGAACAUCCCGUUGUUGUUUAUGAAGAAGAAGAAACUCAGUUUCGAGGAAAGCUUGCUCAACAUCGAACAAAUGUACAAGAAGAACGGUAGCCCGACGCCAUCCACGGAGAGUUCGAAUUCGGCGAACUCUUCGCCUGCAACCAGAAAACGUCGUUACUCGACCAACUGCCGUCCAAACGUAAUCGUCAACGUGAACAACAACCGAGAAGCUCCGAAGAAACUUAUCAUACCGGCGUACAAAAUCUUUAACCAAUCACUAAUAAACGAGGGCGCUCCGGCAGUCCCCAGAACUAGCUGUCGAACGAUAAGUAGAAGUAGUAGUAGCAGCAGCAACAGUAAUAGUAAUUGUAACACCCGGAGCAAACUGGCGAACAGUACCCAGCGGAGCAGUGGAUUGAUUCGUGUGAACUACCCGAACAAACCUUCACAUUCAACCAAGAUCGUAGCAGGCGCCGGUGCGGCAAGUUCACGAACGCGCCUGCUGCCGAUCACGAAUGGCGGACCCCGGCUCGAUCAGCGGGUUCCAUUCGUUCGACUAGAACGUAUCGAUUUCGUUGAAAAGCUGGCGGAAGAGUACCACAAGCAACAGAAACAACAGCAGCAGCAACGAUUCUCGAAGCUACGGCAACGGCGGAAAUCGACCUUCACUUAAUCGACGUCGUCGUCGUCAUCGCCGUCGUUACCGUAGUUCUCGUGAAGUGUAAUCGCCGCGGACGUGAAUAUGCCGCCGUGUGUUGCGUGUCCAACGCGCUUAUCAUGGGCUGUUUGUUUCCAUAGUUAUAGUUUUGCUGCGGCAAAUUGUUGUUGUUGUCUCGUUCCCACGAACUAGUAUGAUAUUGCAAAAUCGGCAUAAUUCCGGGGUGGACACGGCCCAGAAGGGGGGGGGGGUCAGUGAUUUUGUUCGCAUUUAAGCAUCCCACUAUCGGUGACCGUGGAGCAGAAAAUAAGCUAUUUUUCCCUGCCAAGCCGAGCGGAUUGAUUGAGCGUGUCAAUUUCGGGUGGCUGUUAUUCGCACAUAGUUGGCAUUGAAAUCGCAUCAUCACACAUAAAUGCAGCAAAAGGGGCUCUAACGCUGACUGCACGGUUGUUGCUUACCAUAGUCAUCGCAGCAGGCGGCGAUGAACAGAUACAUUUUUUUCUGUCACAACGCAUUUCAUCAGCCAUUUAGUCGCGGGCGCCGCCGAAGGGGUUUUAGAUGUGGUUUUGAGUAUCGGGGUACUGUCCGGCCGAGAUAAUGAUUUUACUACACAACGAAAUCGAUUAUCGCUAGUUCAAUUUGACUACAAAUUUUCCAACGCCAAUUGACACUAAACGUCAAAAUGCUGGUGGCAGGUCUAACAUGAGUAAGCUACAGAAAUCGAAUCAUAUUUCAUCAAACAGAUAUCACACGAAUACAUCGCUUAUCAGUAUGGAAGUAUCUAGGCUAUUUAGUCUGUUUUAUCAACGGUGAAAUAGGGCAAUUAAAAACCAUAGCUUUUUGUUUUUUUGCUUUCGAUUACUGUUGACUAGUCGGCUUUUCCUACACGCAUUUCAUAUCAUAAACUAGGUCAAUUCCUCCAAUUUUUCGAAUUAUUGACCAUGUCGAGUAGGAGAAUACCAUGCCUAGCCAGCGAUGCCAGAUCGAGCGCGCGCUGAAUUUCCGUAUUCUGCUAAGAACCGGGUUGGCAGUAGAGGCAAAAAAUCAGUAUAAUUCCGUAUAACUUAUUUUACAUUGAUUACAUGUUUUUUCAAUAUUAACUGUUGCGUUACCCAAGUAGCACGUUAAGUUGCUGUCCUGUAUUUUUCUACAGAUUGUGCAAUUUAUCAAAUUAGUUUAUAUUACAAUUGUAGUUACUGUUGUGUUAUGGAAAAAGCGCCAUUUUUCUGUGUUGUGCAACAUAUCUUUGAGUUCUUCCGUUGUCACGAACAUUUAUUCACAAUUAUUGUGCAACUGAUAUAAAAACUCAUGCAUCGAUCCCAUUACAAAUGCAGCAAUUAAAUCAGCAAAAAAACAAUUGUGAAACUCAUGGGAACUACUACGUAAUGUAAACAAGAAUUGAAUUGAUGUUUACAAAAACAUAGCAAACAUAAUUUCUAAUGAAUAAUUUUCACAUUUGAUUUUCAAUACAACUGCCCGUAACACGAAAAUGGAAGUUGAAAAAUAUUCUGCACAUAAAUAAAUGGUAAUACUACAUAUUGUAGAAUUGAUCAUUCAUGUUUUAGUAAAGAGAAAAUCGUCAACGAACUGCAUUUUUAUGGUUAAACAUGUCUUCGUACACCUGAAAUUUUCAAGCGCCUUUGAAUGUACGUGUUUUGAUUAUCUGAUUUAUCUGAUUUGAUUUUUGUUUUCAAAGCCUAUGUAAUGCUGUAUUUAUGAAACUUUUAUGAUAAUAUUCUCAUGUCGGUAAGUUUUACGUUCAUUUCAAGCAGAUAAAUCUGGUACAACUUAUUUACAAGUUUCGAAUAGUUUUUUCUAAAAAUGAAGAAAACUGCACACACUGACUUAAAAUUUCAUGAGGCAGUCAAGACAAUGCGGACUCGGUAGCAAAAUAGUUUUUACUGCGAAGUUUUCAAUUCGGUUUAUCAGUUUUUGCCUUGCGAAGAGCAUAAUUUCACUAUUUUUUUCUUCACAAGAGAUAAACAACCACUUCGGCAUAUAUUAAGUCGGAUACAAUUAUGACAGUCAUUUGGAAAACUUUUGAUAAGUUGAACAAUUGUUUUAGUUACUUUGUUUUUACAUGACGAUGUGGAAAUUUUGGCAGAGCUUCUAUAACUACUAGUGCAACGUGGGCAAGUUGGUGAUUUGCUGCACAAUUGUUUUAGAUAUACUUAAAAUUGUUCUAUAGUGAUUUUUUUUUCGGUAUUAUCGUAAAACUUAACAGGUAUAAGUUGCACAACCGAUUUUAAUAUAUUUAAAAAUCUUUUUGAACAUAUCUAACAUAAAAAAACAAUUCUAAAACAAUUGUAGAACCUCUUGAAAUUUCAAUAAGUUACAUUUGCUACUUGGGAUAUUUAUGUCAGGGCGGUUUUUCAUCUUUUGAACAAUUUUUUUACUUAAUUCGAAAUAGAUGGAGUUCAAUCCAAAGAAUAAAAUGUUUACCUUUAUAGCACUCUUCACCGAUCUGUAAGUCUCGGAUUAUACUCGAGACUUUCUACAAUGUUAGUGAUUGUGUUUUUUUCAUUUAUCCGGUGUACAACUUUGCUUCCGCCGUUUUUUCCAAAGUUAAAAGCUUUAUUGCGAAAAAGUGCUUACUGAUGUAUUAUUCAAAGUAUUGUCCGUCGCUAGCGACAACUUUCUCCCAUCUUUCCGGCAUUUUUCGGAUCCCGGCUCGAAAAAAGGAGUCCUCCUUUGACGCUAUCCAUGAAGCAAUCCAUUUUUCCAACUCUUCGAAAGAUUGAAAAUGUAGAUCAGCCAGGCCGUGUGCCAUCGAACGGAAUAGAUGGAAGUCAGAAGGGGCGACAUCUGGGGAAUACGGCGGGUGCACAGUGGUUCAAAAGCUCAAUUUCACGCUCUUAAUUGAUAACUCAUACGAUCGUGAUUUUUGAGGUACAGUAUCUUCAGAAAAGUUGCUCAGAACGAUAGACGCCAUCUUUUGGCAAAUUUGAUUUAUGCGAUUAAUCCCCCUAAAAGUUAGAUAAAAAUUCUAUUUUAGCUCAGGGCCAACAUAAGGGCUAAGUUACUUCGACAAAGUUGUGCAGAAAGUUAUUUCAAACAAGUUUGCUGAAGCUACUAUUCACGUAACUUGAGUGUAAUUCAAGAUAUAAUGUAUUUUCUGAAAAGGGUGUCAAAAAACCAGUUUUUGUAAGAAAACAUAUAUAUUUUCAAUUUAUAUGAGUUGUUAUACAAAGUUUUUUAUCUUUAAAAACUACACAUCUUUCUGGAACAUACUAUACUGCUAUUAUUUCAGUUUAAUGAAAUAGAGCAAUUUUUCAUGUUUUUUCAAUAUAAUUCUAACUUGUCUAUUAUCAAAAGGCACAGGAAGGUGCAGAUGGAACUACUUACAUAUUAAACUACUUCAAAAGAGCUUUCAUACCGUGGUUGAAUUACUCGUCUGCAGGCGAGAUAUGUUCAUUUCAAAUAUCCUUGUCCGUGACAUUUGCAAUGAUAAGGUUCAUUGUAUAUCAGAUCAGAUUUCAGUAUAUAUUCGUUACCAUGGAAACUUUCACAAUAAAAGGUUUUUAUGGACAUCGAAGUCUACAAAUAGAAAAGUUCAGUAAUAAUUACAGACGGUUUUUUGAAAGUGAGAUAAGAAACCACGACUUUCAAAAAAGACAAUCAUCAUGUCUCUGCGGAUAAAUAUCCUCUAUUCAUCAAUUAAAGUAGAUAUUGAUAAACGCUUGCUAUAUUGUACUGUUCAUAAUGAUUAGGAAGUUUCUUUUAUACAGAUGUCGGGAGAUGUUAUACACGCGAGCAAUCCUGAUCACUUACGAAUCGGGAUCCCAUGAAUUGGUAAUUAGUUUCAUUGGAUCCUUUGGUUACAAAUAUUCGUGUAUGGCCAAAAUAGUCCAAGAAGAAUCUGUCGAACGAUGCUAAGAGUCUUUAGCUGGUUAAGAACAUUGCCAGCUAUCAUAAAAAAUACAGAUUACUAAAAAAUGAGUUUUGAUCAUACUUUUCUCUACCAGAAGAUGACAUAACUUAAUUCGAUUUGAUGAUGACUUUUUUAAAAGUCGUGACAAAACAGUUACUGAACUAUUCAAUUUAUAGACUUCAAUGUGCACAAAAAAAUAUUUUGUGACAAGUACCAUAGUAAUGAAUAUAUACUGAAAUCUGAUCUGAAAUACAAUGAACCUAAUCAUUGCAAAUGUCAAAGACAAGGACAGCUACCUAUCGAAAAACGGCGGAAGCAAAGUUGUACACCUGAUAUUUAUUCAAAUAAAAUCCAAGAGAAAGAAUUUUUUAUUGAUGAUAAAAGAAAGUAUAUAUGAUGUUAAGUUUGAUUCCUAAGAAAGCAAUAUAAUUGCAAAAGGAAAAUAACGAAAAACAUCAAAAUAUAUCGUAAAAAGAAAUUUAUUUAACAUUUAACAGGACAAGUGCAUUAUCAGAAAAUUUAGUCAAUAAAUGUCAUUGUUCAUGUGGGGUAAAAGAGGCAUAACAUUAAUUUGAGAUAGCGAUUUGUUUUUUACCAUUUCCUUUCCGUGCAAAAUCCCUGUAAGGAGUUCGUUUUCCAUUCCAUUGUGAGUUUUUGUUUUAUUUAAGUUGAUGGUCGAAAAAAGUCGCUCCACAUCCAGCUGACGUGUGAGGCAGCACCUCAACACGGUGGAUGAUGUCCAAGAUGAGGGGGAAUUCCGGUGAACCAUCUGCCCGCACCUCUGUUUUGACUUUUUUCCAGAUAGUGUUCACCUUCUGCGUCGCAUUUGUGUCGGAACAUGUCUUUGAAUCUUCUGAAUUCGUCAUGAACCGCUACCGUGCUGUUAUUGAAAAAGUUGGCCACUAAAUUAAUAUGUUUUUCAUAUCAUUCAAGUUAACCGGGUCGACAAAACUCAGUUGUCUGAUCAAUUUGACGCUCAUUUCUCUAAAUGGAAUUUUUGUAUAUGAUUGAUCCAAGAACACCACCAUGAAAUUUCGACAAUUCGAGCGAAAUCUGUAGUGACUAUAGGUCCUAAAUCCAAGUUUCGAAGCGGCUCCAUAAUUUUUCGUUUUCCUUACUCAAAGAGAAGUCCAGCUCUUCAAUGUCGGUUCGAUCCACAUAGUCUUCUUUUAGACACAUCCGUGCGAUAGUUUUGAACAAAUGCUCCAAUUUCCCAUGCAGUUAUUGAAUUCUUGGCUCCUCCGAUUGAAACAAUUUUUUUUUUUCAUUAAUGAUGGGUAUGUGAUUGAAAAAUUCGAGAUACAGUUUUGUCCACAAAACCUUCAUUUUUUUCAAAAAUUGCUGUGGCACUCCCAGUUUUUUCACGGGCUUUGGAAUUUUCCAUCGCAGACUGCGCCUUGAAAACAUUGUACAGUCCAUCAUACUGUUCAAGGCAACGAGCUACUGUCGACUGUAAUGACAGCCAUCGAACCUUUUUUGUACUGGAGCAGUUGGUGAUCCGGUAGAUCUAGCGUCAUUUGAAUUUCCUGAAGUGAUUUCAGCCGAUUCGGACUAUGUGUCGCUAAAAACUGGUCACGAACUUCUCCCUUAGGAGUUCCGGAACGCACACAGAAAACCAGCUGCUUCUGAACAGAGACAUCGGUUGAUUCGUCCGUCAUGAUGACGGAAACAUAAUUUUCCUGUAAUGUUUUUAUCAACCGAUCUAACGUGCACGCCCCAAUAACAUGCUUCACAAUGGCAGUACUUUUAGUACGACCACACGAAAUUUGACUUUGCACUGACUUGUCAAUGUCGAUAGUUCGCAAAAGCUCUGCCGAAUCGUCGCUGACCGCCAUUGGCAAAUUAUUUUUCACUAGAAAAAGUGUCGCAAGAGCCUCAACUUUUCGUGCCCGUGUUUUCGUUUCAGACGUGUUCUAGCAAAUGUCGAAUAAGUUCUUCGACGACUGUACUGAUUUGGCAACUUGGACGUGCUUCGAAGUACUUCCAUGCUUCCGAUCUUCGCGGCAAAAAGUACAAUGAAAGUGGUACUCACCUGUUAAAAAUUGUAUAAUAAUUAUAUUUUCUUCUCUUUAUAUUGAAAAUGUAACUAAGUGAAUAUAUUUAUUAAAUUCACUUAAUGUCGAUUUUCUUACCCAUUUAAAUUCGAUGCACCAGUCGGCUUUGAAUUUUUGUAGCACACUACAAUUCAAAAACUACAAAUUACUAUAACUUUCGGAAAUAUGAAAUUGGCUGGUAAAAGUCACGUAAUGAUAGAAUUUGUUUUGUAACAAAAAAACGAUGACUUACCUCGUUUUCGUAUUCGGUCGCUGUUUGAUACGAGCUCCUUUGUCACGAGACUGUUUCUUUUUUUCAAUCAUGUUUCGCCUGGUAAAAAGUAACAUUUUUUUUUGGUAAAAUAUGUUGCACUGUGAGUGGGAGUAUUUAGGAAAUUAAAAGAUUCAGCAUACCUUUUUUUCUGCACCACUUGAUUUCUCAUCAUCUGUAUAUUCCGAUUCGUCACUAACCAUGUUUUGUUUUUGUUGACGUUCACUUCCCAAGCAACAUUCACAUAAACUGUAUAAUGCUACCAGAGAUGCCAGGUAAAAAUUUCAAAUAUCUUCAGACAGGGUUGCAAAAGUCAGUAAAUCCUGAUCUGCAGUCAACAAGUGUUUGUAUGUGACAUUAAUUUUUCUAUAAAGUAUGAUACACUAAACUGACUUGGCGAGCAAAAAAGGCGCGGCAAUUUCAAAAGUCUGUAAAUUUCGACGAAAGUCAGCGAAAAAUGACUGCUGCACAAUAUACGAAAUCUGCAGAUUUACAGACAAAUCUGCUGAUCUGGCAUCUCUGAAUGCUACAGAUGUUGGGUGCGUUCUGAUAGUUCAACAGUUUCAUAGAUCAACUGAAUUCAGCAUGCGCAGGUUUUCAAUUAUUUAACCCAGUGAAAUUUGUUGGCUAGAGAUGGUCCGAUUGUCGAAUAAAUUGAGCAUGAUCCUCUAUCAUCAUAUAAUGAAGCAGGAAAAAUUUUCCGUAAUACUGCUCAUAUUGGGAGAAAAACCCGACUUUCUUAAAAAUCUGUAUAAAAUCAGUAUUUUUAGUAAUAUCCGUAUAAAAUUCAGUAGAUUUUGCCAACGUGAUGCCUACAGAGUAAGUGUUUUUCAUUUUUGCCACUCCAGACACGUUAUAGUAUACGAUUCUAGAACAACACCAGGUUGAAAGCAGUGCGUACAUCGAAAACGUUCCAAUCCUACACUGAGGUAAAAUGAUCAGCGAAAGUCAUAGGAACGAAUUGUGACUUUCAGGCACAAGAAUCCUGAAGGUAUUCGAUAAGUUAAGUUUAAUAAGUCCUAUGUUAUAUAGUGGGCAAAUUCUUCAGGACUUCUACUUCAGAUAUUCUAAAACAGUCUUAUGAAAAUUGAUUGGACGCGGUUUCGCUUUAGAUGGUCUAUGUGCGAGGUUCAAUUUUGGCACACUCUCUCACAACAUAUCGGCCUGCAUUUCACGAAUGUUGCCACCGGCCUAUAAUCAACACCAAACAGUAACUUAUUUGGCAUGCAUUGGUAGCUCUUGUAAUGCUUCUGGCAUAAUCUGUAAUGCUUCACUUCAGAAUCUUCCUCCAACUUUAAGGGGGCAGUAAGGGUUAGUUUGAAUCAAAUAAUACUUUUUUUUUGAUUUUUUACGAUGAAACAGCUUAAGCAAAUUUAUUCAAACUUUUUUUACCUUAUAAAGCAUCAUUUAGAGAAUAUUGAUACUGAAAAAUAAGGCGGUAACAGAGCGUUCCCCAAAACCCUCUUUUGGGAAUCACGUUGCGCGGUGAACACGAUAACUCGGCGUAGAAUUAUCUGAAUUAAUUUACUUAAAGUUCGAGUUAUUUCUCCCCCCUCCGUCGCUCUCAAGUUAUUAUCAGGUGUACUACUUUGCUCCCGCCGUUUUUUCCAAAAUUAAAAGCUUUAUUGCGAAAAAGUGCUUACAGAUGUAUUAUUCAAAGUAUUGCCCGUCGCUAUCGACAACUUUCUUCCAUCUUUCCGGCAAUUUUCGGAUCCCGGCUCGAAAAACGGGAGUCCACUUUUGACGCUAUCCAUAAAGCAAUCCAUUUUUCCAACUCUUCGAAGGAUUGAAAAUGUUGAUCUACCAGGCCGUGUGCCAUCGAACGGAAUAGGUGGAAGUCAGUCUAUUUGAAAUAAGUUCGGUGUGUUGAGAUUCAUAAAAUAAAUAUCGUUGUUAAAAUAUAAACAGUAUUGUAUAUUGACAUGUAAUAUCAUUAAGGCUGGGAAAACCACCGAUCACUGCUGAUUUCAAGUGAUCUUAACCAAGGAAUAAAUUAUCAUUACGAAAUCAGAACUGAUCUGAUCUGUAAGUGAUUUUGAUUUUUGUAUGAUCAUGAUCAUGUCAAGUCGAGAUCAGUAAAGAUCUAAAUUCUAAAAAGAUACUUCUGAUUCGAUCGGAAAUGAUUGAUGUAGAAAAACGUUUUUAAUCAGCAAAAGUGCCCGGAGGGGCGAGUAAAUUAGCGAAAUUAUUAAAAUUACUUAAAAUGAGUAUUGAAAGAUGAAGCCUUCAAACGGUUGAACUGAAGUUAUGCACUGAUAAUUUUAGUCAAUUUAUAUGAGCUUGGGUGCAUCAACCGCUGGGAAUUGAAUUUUUUUCGACGGCAAUUCAAACGCCCCAUUCAAUCGCAGCGCGUUCUGUGUGUUUGAAACCCUUCGCUCCUGUUACUUUUAUAAAUUAAAUUCAUGUCAAAAAGCGUUUUAUUGCUAAUGCAUGAACAUCAUCACCGGUAUCAAACAGCUGGAAGUAAAACAGUCUGCUGGAAGUAAAUCAAUGAUCGAGUUUGAAGCAUAAAAUUUUUGCGCAACCUGAAAGAUUACGAGAUGACAAUUCAUUAACAUUUUGUAAUUUGUCACCAAAUCAUUUUUAUCUUAAACAAGGUUAACUUUAUCACAACACCGCUGUUAGAUAAACACUUAUCAUAAAUUUCUCAAAUCGAAUGAACACAAUUUCACCAAACGCUUCAACCAUCGAUGUUGUUUUCAUUGACAUUUUGAAGCGACGGGAAAAGAUUUAAACUAAAAAAGUUGUUGAUUUUGCAUUGCGAUUAUUGUUUUGCUUUCAACUGUCUCCGGCAUUUGACAGCAUUCAAAACAACAUAUUUUUCAACUACUUGAAUAUAUGCAAAUCAAAAACCAUAUUGGUUGAAUCAAAAAGAAAUUAGUUAAAUCAACUAUCGCAAAAAUCAAAAACUAUGAUAUCGCAAUUUUAUGAUCGAAGGGUUCUCCGUGCAGGUACUUUUUGACCACUUUUGCGACGUGAGGCCGAGCAUUGUCGUGUUGGAGGAUGACUUUGUCAUGUCGCUUUUGAUAUUGCGGCCGCUUUUCUUUUAGCGCGCGACUAAGGCGCAACAGUUGCGUUCGGUAACGAUCUCCUGUGAUGGUUUCACCCGGUUUUAAGAGCUCGUAGUAAAUCACACCAAACUGAACCCAGCAAAUACAAAUCAUUACCUUGGUGCCGUGAAUAUUCGGUGUUGCCCGGACUUUCCCCAUGAUUUUCUGCGUUUAGGAUUAUCGUACCGAACCCACUUUUCAUCACCGGUUACGAUUCGAUGUAAAAACCGAUCUUGAUUUCAUCAUUUUCCGUCAUCUGCUCAUCAAUCCCGUUCCGAAAAUAUCCACAUUGUAAGGGUUUUUAGGAAUAUUGAUAAACCGGAAAUCGCCAUCUUGGAUUUUGAACCGACCCCAAACAUCAUUUUCUUGCACCCACUUAUCACAUCCGUUCCGAAAAUGGCCAUGUGAUUGGGGGUUUCCACAUUCAUUACACAAAACUUUUUUUACGAGCUACCUCCAUUUACGAACCCCCGUUUAGUUCGUAAAUGGAGGUUUCGGUGUAAUAUGUUUCGAUUCUUUCCGCUUUUUCGCAAUUCUUGUUUACAGGGUCCGGCACUCGAAGUGUAACCAAUUAAAAAGGCCAUAAAUUACGUUUGGAAAAUUACUUUUACUUAAUUCAAAGUACAAAAUGUGUAAAAAUAAUACAAAAUUUAGAUUCAAUUCACUUUUGCUCGAUAUGACCACCUUUUGCCUUGACUAUGGCCUUGAGACGGUCAAAAAACGAAUCGCAAGCUGCCCGAAUGUGACUUGCAGGUAUGUAUUUUGGCCCACUCGCGUACAAUAACUUUUUUCAGCGCCUCGAGACUGGUGUAUCUUUUAGUUCGGACUUUGCUCUCCAAAAUGGCCCAAAGAGAAUAAUCCAUUGGAUUCGCAUCUGGUGAAUUCGAGAGCCAUUGUGUGGACGUGAUGAAGUUCGGAACGUUGUUUUUCAGCCAUUCUUGGUUCACUCGAGCUUUGUGUCCUGCUGAAACGUCCAUGAUCUGCCACCGAAAUGUUUGUAUGCCCACGGCUUCAAAGCAACCUUCAGAAUACUUUCCCGAUAAUAUGUCGCAUUUACCUUGACGCCAGGCUCGAUGAAAACGAUUGGAGAGCGCCCAUCUGCGGUUACAGCGGCCCAAACCAUUAUCUGUUGCGGGUGCUGCCUCCUGGUGGCCAAUCGAUGACUCAAAUUCUCGUAUGAACGGUCGGUCAAGUAAACCCUAUCGUUUUGAGAGUUUACGAAUUGCUCAAUUGGAAAAAUUUUCUCGUCAGAAAAUACAAUGUUCGGAAAUUGACCGCUUUCGGCCAAACGAAGCAACUCCUUCGCUCUCUCAAGUCAAGAUUUUUUAUUCGCGUUCACUUUUGGCAAAAUGCUUUCUUGCGCUUGUAAACAAUACAACUCCGAACUGUCAUUUAGCAAAUUUCUAGAGAGCUUUAUUCCUUGAAUUAGACUCUUAAAUGAACAAAAAUCACAUAACAGUGUUAAUUGUUUGCACUAUUCCAUAUCGGAUAGUUCAGGUUCCAAGUUGAACUUUUUGCUUGUUAAAAUUGGUAUUUUAUGCAGUUGCAGUUGAACCAAAAAUAAUCACAAAAACAAGAAACAACUGUCACAAAUAACACACACACACACAUGUAACGGAUCUAAAACUAAGCAACCCGACAUCAUACCACCGUUUGGUUUCUAUCGCAAAAACUCGGGUCAUAGAUUGCUAUGGUUUCAAAUUUUCAUUCAAAAGAAACGCCGGAACAUCGCGGCACGAAUGAUAUCUCUUCAAUUGCUUCAGAAAGUAGGCCAUUGAUAGACAAAUAUUGCGCGGCCUGUCGAUAAUUCAUCACGAAUGGCAACGGUGUGUUGUUUUUUGGGCGGGAAACCAAACAAAAUUCCGGUUACGCCAGGUGAUAAUUUUCAAUUUACUUUUCAUCGCAACUAAGUGAUUUGAAUCUCGGGAUAUCUGUUGGCAUAAAAAUUCUACACAAUCAGAAAAUUAAAGUGCUUUUCAAAUUAUUCCGCAUUUCAAGGGAAUUGUGAAAAAGGUGCACUUCUGUCUUUAAAAUAACAUUUCCACCUAUGCGCACUAUCAGCUGUUCAAAACAACCACCGGCGGCAUUCCGUACUCAAAACCACAAAGCCCACGUGCCCAAACACCAAACAUCACACUUCUGUUACCCACCCAACAAUUUCCACAUUGGAAACCGCGCCACCCGUCGUUCCUUUGUUUUGCUGGCAAGCCAGCCGUAUCGGUUGAAGCUCGUUUCCAAUGCAAAAAAAAGCUCAUACAGACGAAGCCGCCUACUUCGGUUCGAGCAGUGGAAGAGGCGUUACAUUUGCACUCACGUCUCACUCAAACAUUGCCGAAGCGUUACCUAUCAUGCCGGUUUGUGUCUCCGGAAACCUACACCGUUCGUGCGUGCCGACCCGUCAACUGAAGAUUUUUCAGAACAAGCUAACGAUCUAAAGCUAAAUCUAUUAUUUUGAAAGUAUGUGUUUUUUACUAGUCCGUAAGUGAGAAAAAUAAGGUUUGGAAAACGUCACGAUUUCACGUAUAUAUAUAGAGAUAUGAACAUUCUGUCGAUUGAUUACAAGGUUUUUCUACGUUCAGAAGAAUGUUUGUACAUCAAAACGGUUCACUAGCAUUACUUUUCAUCUAGUCAGUAGAGGAAUUCAUGUGUUUUUUUUUGUUUCGCGAAGGAGAUCCAACGAUUUCGUUUUUUCAAGCUGUGGUGUUUUAAUUAAUAAGCUAAACUAGAAUUAAGAGGCAUCCGUUGCUAACAAAUGUUUUUCUUUUUCUUUUUUUGUUUUUGGAAAUCACAACCACAAAAGAUAAAUGAAAGCAUUCCUCGAUUUUAAGCAAACUAGGAAAUAAGUUCUUUUUUUAUGUGUUAUGGAAGUUUGGAUACACACCUUUUAACCAAGAACUAGUUGUAACUCAUCGCCACAGAAAAAAAAAACUGUAGAAUUGUAGAAGUGUUACUUUUGUUUUCUUCUCCGGAAUGGAUGUUUUUAUUUUUUUCUGUUGCUCUAAACCUAGAAGUGUUUGGCGCAAAGUUAUAAUCGAUCACAAAAGCCUGAAGAAAAGAACCAUCAAACAAAACAAAACAAAACAAAAAAAACGCAGCGUAGUGCCUUGAACGCCAUCAGAGUUUGAUAGCGACUAACUGAUUCGUCGAUAUUAUCGCGUCGAAAUUCAAACUUGCAUGGAAUACGCGUGAGAAUGUACAAGUAUGAAUAGCUUUUACAAUGGUGUAAUUUCGAUAUUGACGUAUAUACAGCGACUUUUUACCGGUGAAAAGGAAAUAUUUUUUUCGCUUUUGACAGAAAACAGAAGAAAAAUCAGCGAUGGCAUUUAUCAGAGAAAUAAUUCACAGAGCCAUCAGUACACUUAUACGAAAAAGAAUGGUUGAUAUUUUGACUGUACAUUCACGACCAAAACAAAACCAGAUGAACUGGUUUCAAACCCGUAGUGAAAAGAUAACAUUAGCCAAUUUAUACUUACAUGGAUGCUACAAGUGGUCUCACGAUGUGAGCCGUGAAGAACCGUAUCUAUUUUUAUCGUCUAUGGUAAAACUAUUGUUUGAGAAAAAUGAAGUACCAAAUAAAGGUUUUCUUUUAUGAA
This is a messenger RNA of Malaya genurostris, 20225 nucleotides long. RefSeq lists its product as uncharacterized. The transcript is spliced from 3 exons. The record is from RefSeq and is a predicted model, not a curated record. Gene Ontology annotation, cellular component: nucleolus; nucleoplasm. Bases 1672 to 7422 code for a protein of 1916 amino acids. NCBI's taxonomy places the organism in Eukaryota, Metazoa, Arthropoda, Insecta, Diptera, Culicidae.